Molecule: messenger RNA, 1594 nt
Organism: Pangasianodon hypophthalmus (striped catfish)
Lineage: Eukaryota; Metazoa; Chordata; Actinopteri; Siluriformes; Pangasiidae
Gene: endou2
Product: endonuclease, polyU-specific 2
Exons: 8
Coding region: 649-1500 (283 amino acids)
Molecular function (GO): RNA endonuclease activity
Source: RefSeq, a predicted model, not a curated record
UUAAUGAAUAUUGAAGAUGUAUGAUUAAAGUUGUAUUUUCCAAAAUGGCGUCAACAGCGUCUCAAUGCACACAUCACUGGUGACACCAGCAUCAAUAAACUAUUCUAUUAAAUCCUUUUUAAUGGAUUUAAAAAUUAUUUUACAGGAAGAUUGAAAGGUGUAUCUCGAAUUACACAUCUAAAUUAUUUACAAGAAAAAAAGAAAUAGAAUUUAUUAGUAAAUGAAUAACUCAUAGUGUGGAGAGAAACUCACCUGGUUCUGGUUAAGAUGGCCGCUCAGUCUUCUGAACUUUGACCCUGGAAGCACUUAUCCACAUCUUUUUGUGAUUUCAGGAUUUUUUUAAAUAGCAAACAAUGAUAAUGACACGCAAUGAAGUGACAGAGGUUCUUUUUUUGUGAUCAAUAUUUUUAUUUACAGAAAAUAGGGAGAAGGGAACAAUCAAACAUCAAACAGAGGACCGAAAGGACUUUAUCAGAGAACAGUCUCAAAACAUAUGCAUUACGACACACAGCCCCUUCUGUCCUGUCCACACUACACACUCAGAACAGUACUGAAUACACACCGAGCGCUGUGGGAUUCUACAGCCAGUCUAAACUGUGUGUUGAAUAAACCUGAGUGUCUGUGUACACAGCUCUGUUUGGAUUCACCAUGAUUGAACAGGACCCAGACCUGACAGCUGUAGUGCAGGAACUGUGGGACAACGAUAUCAAUCGCCUGAGACCCGGGACAGACUACCGCAUAUCUCUGCAAGGUAAAGCAGCUUCUCUGUCAAACUUCAGUGAUGGGAAGGAAGCAGCUGGAUCUCCUUUGUUCACAUAUGUGGAUGAAACCAUUUUUAAAAAAGAAACGUUCUCGGCCUUCAUUUCACUUCUGGACAAUUAUGAGAGUGAUACUGGUGUACCAGAGGUCGUGACCCCGGAGGAGGAGGCGGAGAAUCACAGGUUUCUGGACUCCAUACUGAAGACUCCUGUAAUGAAGAUUGUCCAUAAGUAUCUUGUAGAAAAGAAUCUCUCUCCAGUCGACAUGUCAGAGUUUAAGGAGCAGCUGCGCCACAUCUGGUUCGAGCUGUACGCCAGGAGAGGGUCCAGCAGACCAGACUCGUCAGGGUUCGAGCAUGUCUUCGUAGGUGAAACUAGAGGUGGACAUACUGUUAUCGGUUUCCACAACUGGAUUCAGUUGUACUUGCAAGAGAAGCUCGGCCAUAUCGACUACAAAGGCUACAGUGUGAAAGCGAAUUCCCCAGAACCUGACGAGAACAAACACAUCUUAGCUCUUCAGUUUAGCUGGAAAAACGGGAUCAAGCCCAGAGGGAGCAUCUUCGUUGGUGUGAGCCCGGAGUUUGAGUUCGCCCUGUACACGCUGUGUUUCAUCACCUCUCCUAACGAGCGCGUCAGAGUGUCUUUCGGUCUUUACGACGUGGAGAUCGUGUGCCAUCACUACAACCAGAAGCACAUAGGAACAACUUACCCGGUCCUCAUCAGAUACCAGGAUGUACAAUGAGCAGGAAGGGCCUCCGGAGUUUACAGCUAUUACUGCUUUUAUAUUUUAAUCUCUAAUGAAAAUAAAACCAAUAAACACUGCAGAAUCAUUUAUA